CGUGUGAGCAUGCGAUUAGCAGCACGGCAACGCACUCGACGCACCCAUCCACAUGCCGCCGGGCGCACGCACGCGCAGGCGCGCCUCGUUGGCCGUGCUCGCCGCCGGGGCUGCUGCGGCUGCCGGCUUCGAGACGGCGACUGGCGCGCUCUCGCUGGUCGGCAGCGUGCCGUCGCGCAGGGCCUUUUCGCGCGCAGUGCGGGCAGCGCGCUCGCGCUUGUCGGCCUCGAUCUGCUCGCGCACGCGGCGCUUCGCCUCGGCCUGCAGGAGGGUCAGAUGCUGUGCCGUAAAGGGGCAAGUUCGGCGCUCACGUCUGCCUUGGCCUCGGCCUUGCGCUUCUCGGCCUCCUUGAUCGCCUCUGAGGAGUGGAUGGUGAGAUGGGUGCCUCCGCCGCGAGCGCUCGCCCUGCCCGCCUUCUCCUCUGCCCGCCAGCACCUCGUGCUGCGCUCAGACGAACUUGACACCC
Messenger RNA from Tilletiopsis washingtonensis, 466 nucleotides. RefSeq lists its product as hypothetical. Bases 53 to 352 code for a protein of 99 amino acids. The transcript has a single exon. Lineage: Eukaryota; Fungi; Basidiomycota; Exobasidiomycetes; Entylomatales. The record is from RefSeq and is a predicted model, not a curated record.